This is a messenger RNA of Spinacia oleracea (spinach), 572 nucleotides long. RefSeq lists its product as uncharacterized. NCBI's taxonomy places the organism in Eukaryota, Viridiplantae, Streptophyta, Magnoliopsida, Caryophyllales, Amaranthaceae. Bases 134 to 403 code for a protein of 89 amino acids. The transcript is spliced from 3 exons. The record is from RefSeq and is a predicted model, not a curated record.
CACUAAAAACAUUACACGCUAGUUUUAUACAUAAAUUGACUUACGAUCGACAUACAAGUAUUUACUAGAAAAAGGAGAAAAACUAUAUACAAAAGUCGGGUCGAUCAAUCUAUAUUUCAUACAAAAUUCCACCAUGGGACGUUGGAUCAAGCCCGAUGUAUAUCCACUAAUAGCAGCAAUGUCCUUUGUCACCGGUAUGUGCAUAUUUCAACUAACAAGAAAUGUGCUUCUAAAUCCUGAUGUAAGAAUCAACAAAGCUCAUAGAACGACGGCAGUAUUGGAGAACUAUGAAGAAGGAGAGAAAUAUGCAGAGCAUGGUUUUCGCAAGUUCUUAAGGACUCGUUCACCAGAAGUUAUGCCUACCAUUAAUAACUUUUUCUCUAACAGUACUGGAAAAAACUAGCUCAUACCAUUUUCAAUCAAGAUUUAUUUGUCAUAGAAUUAUUCAAAUAAUUUAUUUUUUUCACCGUUGUUGUACUAUGAGAAUGAGAUCCAUCCAUCUUUUGUGUAGUACCAAGUAUUUGUUUCAAUAAAUUUGUAAUACCAAGUAUUUAUUUGGGGUUUGGUUUAUA